Molecule: messenger RNA, 3999 nt
Organism: Elgaria multicarinata webbii
Lineage: Eukaryota; Metazoa; Chordata; Lepidosauria; Squamata; Anguidae
Gene: YAP1
Product: Yes1 associated transcriptional regulator
Exons: 9
Coding region: 110-1408 (432 amino acids)
Biological process (GO): hippo signaling; positive regulation of transcription by RNA polymerase II
Cellular component (GO): cytoplasm; nucleus
Molecular function (GO): protein binding; transcription coactivator activity
Source: RefSeq, a predicted model, not a curated record
CCCUCAGCAGCCCGGCGGCGCGGUGUCUGGGCCGCCCCCGGCCGGCCACCAAAUCGUCCAUGUCCGGGGCGACUCCGAGACCGACUUGGAGGCCCUCUUCAACGCCGUCAUGAACCCCAAGGGCGCCAACGUGCCCCACACACUCCCCAUGAGGCUCCGCAAGCUGCCCGACUCUUUCUUCAAGCCGCCGGAGCCCAAGGCCCACUCCCGCCAGGCCAGCACAGACGCAGGGACGGCAGGAGCCCUGACUCCUCAGCAUGUCCGUGCUCACUCCUCUCCAGCCUCGCUGCAGUUGGGAACGGUUUCUCCAGGAGCACUUACCCCUUCCGGUGUAGUUCCUGGAGCUGCACCUUCUUCUCAACAUCUCCGUCAGUCAUCUUUUGAAAUCCCUGAUGAUGUGCCCCUGCCACCAGGUUGGGAGAUGGCAAAGACACCAUCUGGCCAGAGAUAUUUUCUGAACCACAUUGAUCAGACAACCACAUGGCAGGAUCCGAGGAAGGCCCUCCUUUCCCAGAUGAAUGUUACAGCUCCCACAAGUCCUCCAGUGCAACAGAAUAUCAUGAAUUCAGCAACUGGCCCGCUCCCUGAUGGAUGGGAACAAGCCAUGACCCAGGAUGGAGAAAUUUACUACAUAAACCAUAAGAACAAGACCACAUCUUGGCUAGAUCCAAGGCUUGACCCACGCUUUGCUAUGAGCCAGAGAAUUAGCCAAAGUGCUCCAGUGAAGCCUCCUCCACUAGCUCCCCAAAGUCCACCUGGUGGAGUUCUGGGAGGCGGCAACUCCAGCCAACAGCAGCAGAUGAGGCUGCAGCAGCUGCAGAUGGAAAAAGAGAGGUUGCGACUGAAACACCAAGAACUGCUUCGGCAGGUGAGGCCACAGGCAUUGCGGAAUAUCAAUCCCAGCACAGCAAAUUCACCAAAACGUCAGGAAUUGGCUCUUCGUAGUCAGCUUCCCAGUAUGGAACAAGAUGGCUCUCAGAAUCCAGUAUCGUCUCCUGGGAUGUCUCAAGAACUCAGAACAAUGACCACAAAUAGUUCAGAUCCUUUUCUUAACAGUGGAACUUAUCAUUCAAGAGAUGAGAGCACAGACAGUGGCCUCAGCAUGAGCAGUUACAGUGUCCCCAGAACUCCAGACGAUUUCCUCAACAGUGUUGAUGAAAUGGAUACAGGUGACAGUAUCAACCAAAGCAAUAUCCCCUCCCAUCAGAACCGUUUUCCAGACUACCUUGAAGCCAUUCCAGGGACUAACGUGGACCUUGGAACGCUGGAAGGAGAUGCCAUGAAUAUAGAAGGAGAGGAACUGAUGCCAAGCCUACAAGAAGCUUUGAGUUCCGAUAUCCUUAAUGACAUGGAGUCCGUAUUGGCAGCCACCAAGCUAGAUAAAGAAAGCUUUCUUACCUGGUUAUAGGGGCCUCAGGGAGAUGGAGUUUGAAAUCUUUGAAGGAUCUAAGGAGAUAAGACACGUUCCUGAUGUUGAGAACACGCCUGUAUGGCAAAACCUUCUUGGCUUAUGAUCAGAGAGGAAAACAAGCAAAUGAACAAAAUACUCCAGAUUCUUUUCAUCCAUAUUUUGUUCUUCCUUGUCCAAUCGCUGCUGUUAUACUGCUGACCUCUUUCACAGUUGACUCUGAAGAAUUAGAUGAUUUGUUUUAUCUUUUUUUACCUUUUUUUUUUUGCUGUUGCAACUACUGUUCAACAUGGUGGUAAUGGAGAGGGAGGUUGGGGAAAUGGCAAGAGAGAGAGCCCAGUCCGGUUUUUGGGUUAUGACUGCCAUUCCUUUUUGUGCUGUUACCUGUUUGCAUAUCUAAUAAUAUGGAUUUUGAUGAGUUUAACUCUGCACGACCCCUCUUGUUGCUGACUCUGCUUGUUGUUUGCUCUGUUGUCCGUGGCAAGUGGCAAAAAAAAAAGACUUACUGGUCCAGCAAGCCAAAAAUGAUGUAUUUGAUGCAAAAGAAUUCAGUACUGGUUUGGAGAUAAGGAUAAGAAGGAGGCUGGAAGCCUUUUAUUGUUGGACUCAAUCCAUCAGACACUACGGCUGCUUGAUCAACAUUGAAAUGAAUAAAAAACCCUUGGCAGUGAUGUCUGUAGGAUUAUGCCCAUUGUUAGCUACUGGCUAAUUCUUUCAAUUAUCUUGUUCACACUUUAUGGCACCAUAAACUACACAUUCUACAUAAAACACAUUAUGAAUCUUGAUAAUUGCCUCUUAUUCUAACUCACUUUUUUUUUCCUUUUCAAAUUCUAGAUUUUUUUUAGCUAUAGCAGUAGGUUAAGAAGUUAACUGUUUUUGGUUUUGUGGUUUUUUUCUUUUCUUUAUAUUUUUAAAUUGUGAAAUCUAAAUUUCCUGACUUCACCUAGUCUUAUUUAAGUCUGAAAUGGUUGACUUUUUUUAUACCUAACUAGUGUAGCCAGUGAAUAGCUAUAGUUCUAUAUUUUGCUUGUAACUUUUUAAAAGAUAGCUUUGAAUGUAUUCAUUAGACUAAAGGACCGGUGGGUUAUCUUUCACAACUGUGCCAGAAUUUAAAGCAAAGAUUGUUUUAGGGCAAACUUUACAAUUUGUAACUCAUACUGAACACUAAUCCUGAAUACCCUUAUUUGAAAACUAGCUAUUUCAGAAAAACUGCAUCCAUCUAAAGUGUUUUUAGGAUUGCCGCUUAAAGGUGGCCAACCGUAUGGCUUUUAUGAUGAGUUUUAAACACAGCAAACAAUACACUGUGAGUCUUCACCAAGGGACAGCUCUUGUCAUUAUUGGGAGAGCUUUUUAAUUCUGAUGAAAUUAAUGGCUUGAGAUUCUGAAGUCCCUGAUGGAUGAAAAUGGAUGCUUUCCUAUAUUUAGUUUUGUGAUACUAUCUGCACUGUCAUCGGAGUUUACAAUACUAGCAACGCAAACACUAAACAUAAGAUACAUUAAAAACAUGCUGACGAAUAAGCCCAUGGUGCAUAUAGAAGACUGUAAAGAUAUGUGUUAGAUGGUGACACGAGCAAGUAGGUAGUAUAUUUUAGUGGUAGAGAUUAGCACUGCAGUCAAGGCGUGAGUACAUCUUGAUACCAUUACUUUUAACAGGAUUGUCCUUGAAGUUGUCUGUAGGAAUUACGUUGUUUUCCAAAGAGUAUUUUUAAGUGAACAAAAUGAGCAUGAAUCAAUGUUACAGUAUAAGCUAUGAAGUAUUUUUUUUAAUUAAACGCAUUGGCACCAGCAAGUACAUUAAGAGUCUGUCAACACUCCCAUUAAUUUGUUGUUCUUAUUUUCAAGGGUUUGUAAUGUGGCCAUCAAACAACUUCUCAGGCUGAAAUGUGUGCUCACUUUCAGCUUAGGAAAUAUUAAAACAUGGCUGAAGUUAUUUGGCCAUUUCUAGUUGAUGUGUGUGUUGGGGGGGGGGGAUGAAAUUAACAGAUGAGACCAAGAGGUUUGCCUAUUCCAAUAAUCCACAGCUUAAUGCAGGGAUGGUUGCGGGCUCUCCCACACUAGAGGCAUUGAAGAGGUAGCUGGACAACCAUCUGUCAGGGAUGCUUUAGGGUGGAUUCCUGCAUUGAACAGGGGGUUGGACUCGAUGACCUUGUAGGCCCCUUCCAACUCUGCUAUUCUAUGAUUCUAUGAUGGGCAACUUGUGGCCAACCAAACGUUUUGGGCCCCAACUCUUAUCGGAUCACAGUCCCAUUAAGGAAAUCCGAUAUUCCUUGUCUCCCCACACUUUUCCAAAAAUACUUUAAAAAGCAAACUGACACCAAGUAUGAGUUGACAUGAUUUAGUCAAAUAAAUCACCCCAGUGUCAUCUGCCAGUAUAUACACUUACGAAAUAAUUAACUAUAAAUGAAGUAAAGUGAGAGGUUCAGAGUUCCUCCAUCUUGGUUUGCCCAUUUCUGUCUGAUACUGGAGGACCAUUUGAACCUAUUUGAACAUCAAGUAGGAACUACUGAAUUCUUACCCUGCAUAUUGCAUAGAGGUGCACAGAAAUAGUUUCUGUUUGCUUUUCCUGGUCUCAGCUUUAAAGUUGGAAACUU